Pipistrellus nathusii (Nathusius's pipistrelle) is the source of this 2997-nucleotide messenger RNA. The record is from the annotation of a GenBank genome assembly. NCBI's taxonomy places the organism in Eukaryota, Metazoa, Chordata, Mammalia, Chiroptera, Vespertilionidae.
AUGGUUUUGCAAACUCGGAGCCCUUCGUGGAUUGUCGUAUGCUCCAUCUGGCUGCUCCGCUUUGCACACACCGGGGAGGCGCAAGCUGUAAAGGAAGUACUACUGCUGGAUUCUAAAGCACAACAGACAGAGUUGGAAUGGAUUUCCUCUCCACCAAAUGGGUGGGAAGAAAUCAGUGGUUUGGAUGAGAACUACACCCCAAUACGAACAUACCAGGUGUGCCAGGUCAUGGAGCCCAACCAAAACAACUGGCUGCGGACUAACUGGAUUUCGAAAGGCAACGCACAAAGGAUUUUUGUAGAAUUGAAAUUCACCCUGAGGGAUUGUAACAGUCUUCCUGGAGUGUUGGGAACGUGCAAGGAAACCUUUAAUUUGUACUAUUACGAGACAGACUACGACACUGGCAGGAAUAUCAGAGAAAACCUCUAUGUAAAGAUAGACACCAUUGCUGCCGAUGAAAGUUUCACUCAAGGUGACCUUGGUGAGAGAAAGAUGAAGCUUAACACUGAGGUGAGAGAGAUUGGACCUCUGUCCAAAAAGGGAUUCUAUCUUGCCUUUCAGGAUGUAGGGGCUUGCAUAGCUUUGGUUUCGGUCAAGGUGUACUACAAGAAGUGCUGGUCCAUUAUUGAGAACUUAGCUAUCUUUCCAGAUACAGUGACUGGUUCAGAAUUUUCCUCUUUAGUUGAGGUUCGAGGGACGUGUGUCAGCAGUGCAGAGGAAGAGGCGGAAAACUCCCCCAGGAUGCACUGCAGUGCAGAAGGAGAAUGGUUAGUGCCCAUUGGAAAAUGUAUCUGCAAAGCAGGCUACCAGCAGAAGGGGGACACGUGUGAACCCUGUGGCCGCGGGUUCUACAAAUCUUCCUCUCAAGACCUUCAGUGCUCUCGCUGCCCAACUCACAGCUUUUCUGAUAAAGAAGGUUCUUCAAGAUGUGAAUGUGAGGAUGGAUAUUAUAGGGCUCCAUCUGACCCACCAUAUGUUGCGUGCACAAGGCCUCCAUCUGCACCACAGAACCUCAUUUUCAACAUCAACCAAACCACCGUCAGCUUGGAAUGGAGUCCUCCUGCGGACAACGGGGGAAGGAACGACGUGACCUACAGGAUACUGUGCAAGCGGUGCAGUUGGGAGCAGGGCGAGUGUGUUCCUUGUGGAAGUAACAUCGGCUACAUGCCCCAGCAGAGUGGCUUAGAGGAUAACUAUGUCACCGUCAUGGACCUGCUGGCCCAUGCCAAUUACACUUUCGAGGUUGAAGCUGUGAACGGAGUUUCUGACUUGAGUCGAUCCCAGAGGCUCUUCGCCGCUGUCAGUGUCACCACUGGCCAAGCAGCUCCCUCGCAAGUGAGCGGAGUCAUGAAGGAGCGGGUGCUACAGCGGAGCGUGGAGCUUUCCUGGCAGGAGCCAGAGCAUCCCAACGGAGUCAUCACCGAGUACGAAAUCAAGUAUUACGAGAAAGAUCAAAGGGAACGUACCUACUCGACAGUAAAAACCAAGUCCACCUCAGCCUCCAUUAAUAACCUGAAGCCAGGAACAGUGUAUGUUUUCCAGAUUCGGGCUUUUACCGCCGCUGGCUAUGGAAACUACAGCCCCAGACUCGAUGUGGCUACGCUAGAGGAAGCUACAGGUAAAAUGUUUGAAGCCACAGCCGUGUCCAGUGAGCAGAAUCCCGUCAUCAUCAUCGCUGUGGUCGCCGUGGCAGGGACCAUCAUCCUGGUGUUCAUGGUCUUUGGCUUCAUCAUUGGGAGAAGGCACUGUGGUUAUAGCAAAGCUGACCAAGAAGGGGAUGAAGAGCUUUACUUUCAUUUUAAAUUUCCAGGCACCAAAACCUACAUUGACCCUGAAACCUAUGAGGACCCAAAUAGAGCUGUCCAUCAAUUCGCCAAGGAGCUAGAUGCCUCCUGUAUUAAAAUUGAGCGUGUGAUUGGUGCAGGAGAAUUUGGAGAAGUGUGCAGUGGCCGUUUGAAGCUUCCAGGGAAAAGAGAUGUCGCCGUGGCCAUCAAAACCCUGAAAGUCGGGUACACGGAAAAACAAAGGAGGGACUUUCUGUGCGAAGCCAGCAUCAUGGGGCAGUUCGACCACCCAAACGUUGUCCAUUUGGAGGGAGUUGUUACAAGAGGGAAACCUGUCAUGAUUGUAAUAGAAUUCAUGGAAAAUGGAUCUCUAGAUGCAUUUCUCAGGAAACACGACGGGCAAUUUACAGUCAUUCAGUUAGUGGGGAUGCUGAGAGGAAUUGCUGCUGGAAUGAGAUAUUUGGCCGAUAUGGGAUACGUUCACAGGGACCUUGCAGCUCGCAAUAUUCUUGUCAACAGCAAUCUUGUGUGUAAAGUGUCAGAUUUUGGCCUUUCCCGGGUUAUAGAGGAUGAUCCAGAAGCUGUCUAUACAACAACUGGUGGGAAAAUUCCAGUAAGGUGGACAGCGCCUGAAGCCAUCCAGUACCGGAAGUUCACAUCAGCCAGUGAUGUAUGGAGCUAUGGAAUCGUCAUGUGGGAAGUUAUGUCUUAUGGAGAGAGACCUUACUGGGACAUGUCAAAUCAAGAUGUUAUAAAAGCGAUAGAGGAGGGCUAUCGCUUGCCGGCGCCCAUGGACUGCCCCGCGGGCCUGCACCAGCUCAUGCUGGACUGCUGGCAGAAGGAACGCUCGGAAAGGCCCAAGUUCGAGCAGAUAGUUGGAAUCCUGGACAAAAUGAUUCGAAACCCAAGCAGUCUGAAAACGCCCUUGGGAACCUGCAGUAGGCCCAUAAGCCCUCUUCUGGAUCAAAACACUCCCGACUUCACUACAUUUUGCUCAGUUGGAGAAUGGCUACAAGCUAUUAAAAUGGAAAGAUAUAAAGAUAACUUCACAGCAGCUGGCUACAACUCCCUUGAAUCAGUUGCCAGAAUGACAAUUGAGGACGUGAUGAGUUUAGGGAUCACACUGGUUGGCCAUCAAAAGAAAAUCAUGAGCAGCAUUCAGACUAUGAGAGCACAAAUGCUACAUUUACACGGAACCGGAAUCCAAGUGUGA